AUGGAUUCGGAAGUAAUCUGCUCGAGAAUAAUACAACUGACCCGCCUAUACUGCAUGAAUGGCGGACAUGAUCUGCAGAUUCUCCCGGAUGGGACGGUGGGAGUGUGGACCAUGGUGUUGGUUGUCAUCCAGGGGACAGAGGCAGGAUGCUACUUGGCCCUUAGCCAAAACUGUAAAUCUUACCAAUCUUCGAUAGUAACUGAUCCGUUUUAUUUCCUGGAGAAGAUGGAGGUGAACCACUACAACACGUACCAGGCCCAGAUGUACAAGGAGAGGAGCUGGUACGUGGGACUGAAGAAGAACGGGAAACACAAACUAGACUCCAGAACCCACAUAGGGCAGAAGGCCAUUUUCUUGCCACGGCGACUAGAGGGCACAGGGGAGUGAAGGUUGUAAGUCCAGGGGUGUGUCAAAUGGUCAAAUGUAGUGCACUAUAUUGGGAAUAGGUUGUCAUUUUAGACACAUCCAUUCCAAAGUGCUCAUUGGGAAAUUGCAGACAGGCUCAACAAAUAGUAUUUGAAAUUUCAACUAGCAUGAAGCUUGAGUUGCAGGUUAUAACAGCAGUUUACAAAUGUCUUCACUGACCUGUUGUAGAUGCUGUCAUCUGUAUAAACUGUUGUAGCUAUAUGGUGGACAGCUGACUGGUAGAAUCAUGCUAAAACUUGACCAAAUGAAGCAUUCCACUCCACACUACGAGACUCUAAGCCGCUAGCUAGACUUCUAGAAUGUAUACCUCUACUGAUGUGACAUGACUACAGACAUCUAGAAUGUAUACCUCUACUGAUGUGACAUGACUGUGGUCCUCUGUAGCUCAGUUGGUACAGCACAGCAACGCCAGGAUAUUUGGUCUGAUUCCCGGAGCCAGCCGUAGGUAAAAUGCAUUACUGUCAUUCGUUUAAGAUAAGGGUCUGCUAAAUGGCAUAUUUAAAUAUCUUAUAGAAAGCUGAUGGAUAAGAAAUCACAUACUGUACAUUGAAAACC
Molecule: messenger RNA, 981 nt
Organism: Salvelinus sp. IW2-2015
Lineage: Eukaryota; Metazoa; Chordata; Actinopteri; Salmoniformes; Salmonidae
Source: RefSeq, a predicted model, not a curated record